AUGUCGCGGAGCAGUAAUGACAGCUCUUGGGGCAGGAGGAGGUCGUUGCUGGCCCUGCCGACCCUCAAUUCACUGGGCGGCGGCGAUGGGUCGAAGAAAGAGCAGAGGACGUUGAAGAAGACACCGCAUCGACGAGCGCCGAGUUUGUUCACCGAAUUGAAUCACCCGGACCUUGCGAAUGACACUGGCGACGAGUUGAGGUCCGCGCCGGCGAUUACAGAUUCACCACGGUUCCGGCGGCCUUCACUGAGUCUACGAUCCAGCGUGAGGCGGCCUCCCUCGACUCCUCACAACUAUUUGAAGACUUCGGGCUCGCGCGGGAGCACUGACGACACCUACGACUUGAAGUUCGGCGAACCGCUAUCUGCUACACCCUCCAGCGCCACUUCGUACGGCGAGUGGAGCAUGGAUGGAUCUUCUCCAGCACGGAAUGUGCUUCUGCAUGGCGACGUCCAGACUAGUGGAGGAGUGUUCAGGAAGAAGAAGGAAUACUUGGUUUUGACGGAGACGCACAUCAUACGGUUCAAAUCGCAGUCCAAGGCAGCAGAUGCUCUCGCAGGUGUGCCUCACCCGACAGGUAGACCUCAAGGAGCGAAGCACAACCAAAUGCCUUCUUCUGGAUCCUUGACCGAUCUUCGCGCAGAGUCGGAUUCAUCGGGCGACAAGGACGGUCGGAUAGCUUUGCGACAGGUGGUUGCAGUGUAUCAGGUGGACGACGGGAAGCCGUACUUUGCACUUGAUGUUUGUUUCCUGGACGAAGAGAGCGCGCAGUCGUCUGCACUUACGAUGCAGUUCAACGCCGCAGACGAGCGAGACCUUUGGGUGAGGAACAUCCGAACGGCAGGCAACAGCGCUCGACUACGGCAGCCGGUGCAACUCUCGUCAUUCAAUGUGGAACAUGCAGCACGCAUAAUCGAGCGCGAUCACGACUACGAUCCCGCCAACUGCGCCAUCUACAAGGUGGUCCAACGGCAGCCCUUGAAGUCCAGCCGCUCCUCGACAGACGACCUGACGAAGCUUGGUUCAACCGGAUCGACUGUGUGUUUCCUUGUGAUUGGCGUACACAAGGUGCACAUCGUACAGCUCAUCAAGCCUGCCGCGAAUCGAAGUGGCAGCCCAUCGUUACAACCGAUCAGCUCCCAGGCCUCGUUCGGCAUUCUCAACCUGUCAGCCAUCAGGAUCAACGACGUGGACGAUGGCUUUGAGCUCAGCUUUCGACAGCCGCUACAACCAGCGAAGCGACUGUCACUUGCAUCGCUGGCGUCUCAUGAGAUUGGCGCCCGGCUACACUACGUGGAGAACUAUCUGCGACCUGAGGCCGGGCAUCGUCUUUUCAGAUUCAGCAUACCGCCAGAAGUGGAGAACUUGAUUGCACCGCCAGUGCGGGCUGAAGAAGAGCACAGCUGUUUCGACCGGACACUAUCAGCGUAUAGCAUAGCUUACGGUCUGAAUCCAGCCAACGUUCGCUACACGAUCAACUACGAUUGCGAAGAUGCGCCGCGCUUUGAACUGCUGCCUCCUGCUGAUACGAAGAGAUCGGACUACCGACCGCUGGCGCUACUGGCUAUCAUGCGCGCGUUGCGGUAUAACGAGAGCUUUGGAAGCUUGUCUUUCGCUGGCAUCAACCUCGACAGCUUGAAUGGCCUUGAUGAUGAGCAUGGGAAGGAGUACGUAUGCACACGGACGAAGCGAGGGACACCCAUCCGAUUGACGGAAGACGAGCUUGGCCGUGCUUGCGUUCUGGUGCAGGAAGUUCGUGCGUUGGCUGCAACGAGCAAGAGAUUACGGCGUAUGGACUUCUCUGGAUGCGUCACGCCGAAGACGAUCGCACUCGCACAACUGCCCGAAGAAGAGAAUCCUAGGACGAAAGAUAUCGGGUGCGGCGUGGUGGAAGCUCUUGUGCCGUUGUGCAGACAGCAGACCACGAAUGUGGACUGGAUUUGUCUCAAUGGCAUCGAGCUGAGCGAUACUGACAUGGACUAUCUUGUCGGCGCGGCUGUCGACAAGUCUUGCCACUUCCGUGCAAUUGAGCUCAACAAGUGCGGUCUCAAUGACCGGAGUAUGGGCUUGAUAUUGGAUGCGCUGCGAGCACAGGAGAACACGCUGGAGGCCAUUGAGAUUGCUGGGAAUACUGCACGUAUUGACCCGGUGACGUUUGACAGUCAGUUGGGCAUGUUCGGCUUCAUCAGAAAACUCAACCUCUCGCACAUUUCCAGAACAUCGGGUAACGAGCCGCUGCUGACGGCGGAAACGCUGCUUGUGUGGCGGCUGCAGGAGUUGCGUCUCAGUGGUACGCUGUUGAACUCAGCAUCAAUUGACGCUGUCGCGACAUACCUGGCUCAUCCUCAUUCGAUGACGCUGCAUGAGCUCUACUUUGACAACGCAUAUCUGACUGGCGGUGACAUCGCGACGAUACUGCAUAGCUUGUCGCUGGACACUGGCUAUCCGCGAGACAUACACCUUGACAUCAGCCACAACAUCCUGUCAAAGGGUCUUGAAAAGGUCACCAAAGCUAUUGCCGAUGGCCUGGCACCCACACGACUCAGCAUGAGAGCCAUUGAGUACCGGGAGGAGUCUCAGUUCCGCAAGAUGUUGAAUGCUUUGAUAAACAACAAGAGCAUCCAGUAUCUCGACAUGUCGCAGACGGCAUUACCAGGUGAUGCGAGCGAGGAGACGUGCCGUGCCAUGGCACGAUUACUUGCGGAAAACGACACUCUGGUUGAGCUCGACCUGUCUGGCGAAGACUCCAGAUUAGCGUCGUCCAAGUUCGGCGCUGGCAUUAACGAUGCACUUGUCGGCUUGAAGCGGAACACGUCACUGCACACGUUCCGCAUCGAGCGGCAAAAGCUGGGAGUGCAGGGCGCCAACACUCUUGCCGACGUGCUGAAAGAUAACACCACACUCCGCGAACUGCACUGCGACAACAACGAGAUCCCACUCCAAGGCCUUACCGACCUCGUCAACUCCCUCAUCGAUAACACCACCCUCAUCUACCUCCCCAGCAUGCGCGACGGCCGCGAAGCAGCCUUCAAAUCCGCCGAAGCCACCAUGAAAGGCAUGACCGACCCCGAAUCCCCCCCUCCCGUCCCCCACCGCAAUACCGCCUCCUUCGGUAGCGCCUCCGGCAUGCGCCGCGGCCUCUCCACCGUCCGGCAAAAAGCCUCCCGCGCCGCCUCAGCCUACACACCCUCCUUUCCCGCCUUACCCUCCCGCACCCCAGAUUCCCCCAACAGCCGCCAGUCCUUCUCCCUAAGCCUCCCCACCGCGCGCUCCAAACAGUCCACCAACGCCCCCAUCGCCGCACCCGCGCACUUCACCGUCCAGGAUAUCCAAACCACGCAUCGGUUGUUGUCGGAACAAUGGGACCGCCAGCACUACCGCUUAUCCCAGUAUCUCGAGCGCAACUGGUGCUUGCUCAACAACAUGCCCGUGGACAUGGAAGUGGAAGAUGAGAAGUUCGAGCGUCCAGCCUCCAUCGCUUCAUUGGGCAAAGUCCUCGAAUUGGUGAAAUCUGACACCACGCCGAGGGCGGAGCCGGAUAUGUACUUCACCGGCGACGCAGACGCAGAUCUAGAUCCGAUGCCGCAGGUUCCUGCCGUGCAACCCCAGCAGGCGAGGAAGAGCUCGCUAAUGGGCGAGAAGACGCCGAGUGGGAUGAGCUUCAAGCAGUUCAUCCUCGAUGGCAGCGCGCCGGGGACGCCGGAGUCUUUGACGGAGAUGGAGGCUGCGGGCAGGCAGUUGCGGGUUGACACUGCGAAUUUGAUCGAUUAUGAGGAGCCGAGGACGCCUACGCAGGCGGGUUUUGGGAAUUGA
Saxophila tyrrhenica is the source of this 3813-nucleotide messenger RNA. RefSeq lists its product as uncharacterized. Lineage: Eukaryota; Fungi; Ascomycota; Dothideomycetes; Mycosphaerellales; Extremaceae. The coding region runs from base 1 to 3813 and encodes 1270 amino acids. The record is from RefSeq and is a predicted model, not a curated record. The transcript has a single exon.